Messenger RNA from Cryptotermes secundus, 2053 nucleotides. Its product is annotated as ras-related protein Rab-28. Gene Ontology annotation, molecular function: GTP binding; GTPase activity. The record is from RefSeq and is a predicted model, not a curated record. The transcript has 5 exons. Gene Ontology annotation, cellular component: Golgi apparatus; endosome. The coding region runs from base 140 to 835 and encodes 231 amino acids. Lineage: Eukaryota; Metazoa; Arthropoda; Insecta; Blattodea; Kalotermitidae.
GACGUCUGUGAUAUUUAUAUAAAAUGGUUAGUGCUAGUGUUUUGAGGUAUGAAGAAUUCAUUUCCGUAAUGUAGCUUUAGAAUGUUCACACACAGAACUUAUGUUUGUACAGUAAUAGAGGCCUUUGUAAUUUGAAAGUAUGUCAGACUCCGAGGAUGAAGCCGUCGAAAAACAACUGAAGAUAGUGGUAGUCGGUGAAGCAGGCAGUGGAAAGACAUGUUUGGCAUCUCGUUAUUGUCAUGAUGAAUUUACACGCCAGUACUUUCCUACUGCAGGUGUUGACUUCUUUUUAAAGAGGACAGUUCUUUCAGGAGCUGGAACUAUUACACUUCAGAUAUGGGAUGUAGGAGGGCAGUCUCUUGCAGGGAAUAUGUUGGAUAAAUAUAUAUUUGGGGCUGAUGUGAUUUUAUUAGUCUUUGAUAUUACAAACCCUGUAAGUUUUGACUCAUUGGAAGAAUGGCUUGAUAUGAUACGCAGGACAGUAGUUUCACAGGAGCACCAACCAAAGAUAGCUGUUGUUGCUAAUAAAUGUGACUUAGAGCACAAGAGAAAGGUUCGUCCUGACAGACAGCACAAAUUUACUCAAGAGAAUGGAUUGGGUUCUCAUGUUGUGUCAGCACGAACUGGAGAGAUGGUUGCACUCAGUUUUCACAAGGUUGUAGCAGAAGUGCUUGGACUGAAACUGAGCCGUGCUGAGCAAGAAGAGCAGCAGCCCCUCAUGCAGGCCGAGAUUCUACAUUCUCCAACAGCCACUACACUGUCAGAUGCACACUGUCCUGCAGCUUCUCAUUUGCCUUCUGGAGCUUCAAAAUCUGCCAUAUGUGAAAUCCAAUGAGUUUAUUUAGUUAUUUAUUUUUAAUAGCUCGUGCAAUAUAGCCCUGAAAUAAGUUGUUUUACUUAAAGAGUAGUUAAUAGUAUUAUGUCAUAUAUUUUGAAUUGAAUGCAAGCUGUACUAAUUAACAAAGACUCAGAUUGUCUGUUGCCAGUCACUUGACCUACAUUUCUAUUUACACUCCAUAUACUCUUGAGUAAUGGAUCUGUAAAAACAUUUGUAGGAGUGGCUGGUUAAUUACACCACUAUUUGUUAAACCUUUCCAUUUAAAACUUUGAGAACUGGGGCAACUUCAUAUGUGUACUUAUCUGAGAUGUAAUGUAGCCUGUGAAUAAGAAAGGGAUUUGAAUGUACAAAUUAUAACAUUUGUAAACAUACUGGGGAUUGCAGAUCAGAUCUUCAAACCACUAUCAAUUUACAGGCGUACAAAAUGUAAACAUAUAAGACACUUUAUAAAUCAACAUUGUCUUUUGCUGUUGAAUCAUGGACAAUGAAAGAGAAGACUGAUACCAACAAAAACGCAUGCUGUAAUGUAGACCACUGACCGCAAAAGAAAUGAAGAAAUGAUGAUAGAAUUACAGAUCAUAGAAGUAACAUAAUUUAUAGAACAUCACAAAAUUGGAAAUAAUACAUUGACACAAUGAGCUCUAACAGGAUUGCAAAAGGAUCUUAAAACAAAAAACAAACUCCAUGACUUGUAGUCCGCAAACGAACUUUACUGACCAAGUGACCACCGCUUGUUGGUGAAGUUAGUGCCAACUUUUGUAGAUAGGGGGUGUUGCGUGGUCAGCCCAACAGAUCCCCACGGCCGUUAAUCUCGGUUUUCUAGACCAGAAGGAUCUUAAAAUGUCAAUGAAAUGGAAAAAGAAGUUUGGGAUGACCUCUGAAAUGAUGGAAAGAUAAUGUUCUGUAAUGUCUGUAGCAUAUAUGAAUAGGCCUGGAAUGGAUUAUGAUUAUCAUCUGAGAAGAGGGAAUUUAAAUUCCCUGGUACUGUGGUACUGUGGCAGUGAUGUCGGAAUCCUAAUUUGGUGGUAAUGGUAUUUGUACUGGAAAGCACAACACUGAGCUUGCUGGACUCAAGCGUGCGCCAUCUUAAAAGUGUUAAAACACAUAACAUUUGGACUCUGCUCUGUUCUUUAUAUAAUCAGUUAUCAUUACACUGACAUUUUUAUUCUCUUUAUUAAUCUCAUAGGGUGUAGGCUGGAUGACUGAGGAACUGCG